Nerophis ophidion (straightnose pipefish) is the source of this 1712-nucleotide messenger RNA. It is a transcript of the gene tafa4b, whose product is annotated as TAFA chemokine like family member 4b. NCBI's taxonomy places the organism in Eukaryota, Metazoa, Chordata, Actinopteri, Syngnathiformes, Syngnathidae. Gene Ontology annotation, molecular function: receptor ligand activity. The record is from RefSeq and is a predicted model, not a curated record. Bases 149 to 769 code for a protein of 206 amino acids. The transcript has 6 exons.
UCAACCAGCAGGUUUCGCUGAGAAAAUUGUGGUAAAAAGUCACUUCUUACCGGAGAUCAGCUGAGCUUGCCCGUCCAUAAAGCUGCCGUCGACUUUGCUGAGACAUUGGCGUCAAGACACCCGUGGACAAACCCCUCUGACUAUCAGGAUGAAACUGUGGGGGAGGACAGGUCGGCCUUUGCAGGUGGCCUACGUCGUUGCCUUGGCGAUGCUCUGCGUUGACCCCGUGUCUGCUGGCAACCGCAGCCAUCGGGGAUCGACAGUCUCCUACCAGGUGAAGCAGGGGACAUGUGAGGUCGUGGCUAUCCAUCGCUGCUGUAAUAAGAAUAAGAUUGAGGAGCGUUCCCAAACUGUCAAGUGUUCCUGUUUCCCCGGGCAGGUCGCUGGCACCACCAGAGCUAGACCCUCAUGUGUGGAAGCCUCCAUUGUAAUCCAGAAAUGGUGGUGCCAGAUGCAUCCAUGUAUGGACGGAGAAGAAUGUAAGGUCUUGCCUGACUUGACCGGCUGGUCCUGCAGCACCGGCAAUAAAGUCAAAACUACAAAGCAGGUGACGUCGCUCUUCUCGCAUUGUGGUGACACGAUAACAAAAGCGCUACUUGACCAAGAGGAACCAUGGAAUUUUCCAAGCGGAAUGACAAAUUUACUGUACAAUGGAAGAAAAUAUGAUCACACACCAAGACAAAAUGCAUCCUCUGUAGAUGACGUGCUUGCGGCUAUGGUGAGGAGACCACAACUUCGGAACACCCAGGGUACAAGUGAAAUGGAUUAAGAUUCUUAUUUUGAAGCCCUGGACAAAGUGUGGAUUGAUCGGGACGUCAAUUCUUAAGCAUUUUCAAAGUAUAUCUCUCAGCAACGCAUUGGUGGAUGAGUGCGACGUGCAACACAAGAUAUACGUAGACACACAUUCUGUCCUUUUGUUAACAUUUAGAGCCUCUAUACUGGAAAAAAGAGAUAUCAGCUCAUAGCAAAUUAGCAUCGAACUGCUCUUGUGGGUCAAGUCACCGCCGCAAAGACUGUUUUGUGCGAGUCAAUUUGCAGUUCUAAUUAGGAAUUGCAGUGUACUCUAGGACCAUAACAACAUAUUAAAAAUUAAUGUAUGAUAUUUGCACUAGUUGGAAUCUUUCGGGAAUGUUUUUGUUUUUUCCGCAGCAUCACUCCGUGGAGGUCAUAGAGAAUUUAAAAAGUGCAACUUCUUGUAAAAACCUGACAUUUAAAGAGUAGAUAAAUAUACGAGUAAAUGAUGUCUCGCCAGGUUGAAAAUGUGUCAUCAGUUAAAUUGCUGCAAUAUAAACUAGCAAAGUGGGAUCAUCCCAUCUUUUUUUUUUUUGUGUAGUUCUGUGACAUCUCGAAUGCCCUCUGUUGAAAAGGAGACUCAUAAAAGGUUGAUAUUGUAAAUGAGGUGCAGUUGUCUUUAUUAGUAACACCUGCUGUUUCCUCUCCGGACGUCUCAAGCUUGUAAUGUGCAAAACAACUUUACAGAAUGAGGGUCAUUUGGAAGUACCUUUACGAGGAGUUGGAGGUGUUUGUGAUUUCCCCCCUGGAAGCCUUUCUGCAUCAAUAUUUCAGUGAGAUAUGGUGAAAUAAUUGCGACAGAUAAUGGCAGUUCGACCCUUUCCCCCCCUCACAGGAUGAUUGUGUCAGUGCUGCUGCAACCCCAAACAACCAUCUUAGAUCCGUCUAUUAAUUCUCUCCAUCCCGCCUCGGCUUUUAUA